UUGAAACUCUGCUUGGCAUUGACUUGUCAUUUUCGUUAACCGUGCUGCGUUGACUGUUCGUUCCGGGGUUCGGCUUGUUUUUGUGAGAAUCGGGAAGGGAUCAAAUUUCCUUUGACGUCUGGAGUAUCAGUGCUGAGUGCAAGGAUCAUCUGUCGGUGGGAAAUAUAGACCUACCAAAGUCCACAUCAGGUCCAAUUGUCACAGCCCUGGGCCAACUGCGGACUUGAGUGCCAGGCUUUAGUAGUACACACGGGCAGAGGACAGGUCAUCAGGCAGUCUCCCUAUGUCAGGCCGAAACGGGUCUGCGAGUGAUGCAGACUGUCGGAUCUCAGAGGACUGCCGGGUCCCGGAUGUGGAGCUGAUGGAGCUGGGACCCCUGCUGGAGGAGACAGGACGGCAGACAGCGGGGAAAGGCAUGAUGUCAGAAGUGAGAGUGGGGGAGACAGGUUACGUCCCAUAUGGCACCCUAUUCCCUACACAGUGCUCAAAUUUUGAUCAGCGCCCUAGUCAAAAGUAGUGCACUAUAUAGGGUGCCAUUUGGAAUGCCACCUGACUCAACUCCUCGAUUACCACAGGAGUCCUCAGUUCUGCCUGAUGAGGAUGAUGAAGAGGUGGAAGAGGUCCUGACGCUGCCCCUCCAGGCUCACCACGCAAUGGAGAAGAUGGAGGAGUUUGUGCACAAAGUGUGGAAGGGUAGCUGGAGGGUCAUCCCAUUUCAUGUCCUGCCGGAGUGGCUGAAGGACAACGACUACCUCCUGCACGGACACCGUCCCCCCAUGCCCUCCUUCCGCGCAUGCUUUGGAAGCAUCUUCAGGAUCCACACAGAAACAGGCAACAUCUGGACCCACCUUCUGGGGCUGAUCCUGUUUAUUGGUCUGGGCACGUACACCAUUCUGCGGCCAAAUAUGUACUUCAUGGCCCCGCUGCAGGAGAAAGUGGUGUUUGGGAUGUUUUUUCUGGGUGCUGUGCUCUGCCUCAGCUUCUCCUGGCUCUUUCAUACCGUCUACUGCCACUCUGAGAAAGUGUCCCGGACCUUCUCCAAACUUGACUACUCGGGUAUCGCCCUGCUGAUCAUGGGUUCAUUUGUGCCCUGGCUCUACUACUCAUUCUACUGUUCCCCACAGCCACGCCUCAUCUACCUCACCAUUGUCUGUGUGCUGGGCAUUGCCGCCAUCAUAGUGGCCCAAUGGGAACGCUUCUCCACGCCCGCACAUCGGCCCACACGAGCAGGAGUGUUCAUGGGCCUGGGACUGAGUGGCAUCGUCCCCACAGUGCACUUCACUAUCGAGGAGGGCUUCGUCAAGGCCACCACUGUGGGACAGAUGGGCUGGUUCUACCUGAUGGGCGCCAUGUACAUCACUGGCGCCGGACUGUACGCCGCCAGGAUCCCCGAACGCUACUUCCCUGGCAAAUGUGACAUCUGGUUCCACUCCCACCAGAUCUUCCACGUCCUGGUGGUGGCGGCAGCCUUUAUCCACUUCUACGGCGUCUCCAACCUGCAGGAGUUCCGCUACGGCCUGGAGGGAGGGUGCACUGACGACACCCUUCUCUGAGAGGCCCAUCUGUGGCCCCCUCAGCCAUUUCCUGGUCGUUCCCCGUCCCUAUAAAGUGCUGCUGGAACACGCAAUGGUCCUCUGUAGCUCCUUUUCUCCACCCUCCCCCACCCACCCGAUUUGCUCAUGUCAUUUUUUGUUUUCUUGUGGUGUGUUUUUCUGCUUGUGCUACUUUUUCCCCAUAUAAAGUAGCUUUAGCCAUUGAACUAUAUAGAGGGGCAUCCCGGUGAUGCAGCAGCACUUUUUUUUAUUUUUAUCAAAAGGGAGCUCUAGGCUCCACUUUAGCUCAUGAAGAACAACAGGGGAUUUUGACCAGAUUGAUUACAUGUUUCCUUCAAGGAUGGGAACCUCUGAGAGGCGUUGCCCCCCAGAGCUUCCCAAAUCAAGCUGUAGGAGGCUUAUGUGAUAGAAAGGGUCCGGGUUGGGGUCAGUUCGUUCCAUUUUUAUUCUGUCAUUAUAAGGAAUUAAUCGAAAUUAAAUUCAUUUUUUUAAAUGUAAAAUUAAUAAUUUAAAACAGUGGGCAAUUCCAACAAUUGAUUAAUAGUAUUUUGUUGAUUUAAAUUUAGUUGACAUACAAUCAACUCCAAUCGAGGUAUGGGUUAUGGAACUUAAAGUCAAACAAGUGAAUGACUUACCUAAAAGACACUCUGCUUGGUACCCUUACCCCUCAUGUCCCUUUUCAAUUAAACAGGAUCUUGUAUGAUUGAUAGCUGGUAUGAAGCUAACCGGGAAACGCACAAUGGGCAAAUCUGGGAAUAGGUCAACUCUUUCCCUUCUCAGCUUGAGAUUUGUUUAAUUUUAAGGCUAUAUUUCAGAACUCUAAAGGUCAAAUUAUUGCACCUUAACAAUAUGUUAUUACCAUUAAACUUUGUCACUGCAUGGGGUCCACCAUGUAGUGAGUAGGAAAUAGGAAUAAUAUUUUAGUAUUCCUGUGCCUUAGGCCAAUGGAAAUAGUUUUUAAAUAGAUGGGCCAAUAUUGCAGUCAAGUGAACUUCAUUAGGAUCUCCAGAUAUAAUGAUAACAAACUUUUUUGUUUUCUUGUCCUUAUACCCAAUGAAAUCACUAUUAAACUUUUGACCUCCAAUAGUUUUCUCAAACUGCUGUUUAUUUAAGAUUUUUUUUUUUUUAAAGCUGACUUUCUGUGGCUUUAUUACAAAGACUAAACAAUCUGUGUAUUCUUGACUUUGUGUUGUGUCCUGUGUAGACAAGUUGAUGGAUCAUACAUUUCCCUGAAAUGUAAACACAUAAUAAAUAUUUAUUAAUGUUAAAAUGGGAAA
Molecule: messenger RNA, 2830 nt
Organism: Oncorhynchus kisutch (coho salmon)
Lineage: Eukaryota; Metazoa; Chordata; Actinopteri; Salmoniformes; Salmonidae
Product: adiponectin receptor protein 1
Exons: 9
Coding region: 459-1553 (364 amino acids)
Biological process (GO): adiponectin-activated signaling pathway
Cellular component (GO): plasma membrane
Molecular function (GO): signaling receptor activity
Source: RefSeq, a predicted model, not a curated record